Messenger RNA from Physeter macrocephalus (sperm whale), 2517 nucleotides. It is a transcript of the gene SIRT7, whose product is annotated as sirtuin 7. The transcript has 10 exons. Lineage: Eukaryota; Metazoa; Chordata; Mammalia; Artiodactyla; Physeteridae. The record is from RefSeq and is a predicted model, not a curated record. Gene Ontology annotation, cellular component: chromatin; nucleus. The coding region runs from base 765 to 2027 and encodes 420 amino acids. Gene Ontology annotation, molecular function: histone H3K18 deacetylase activity, NAD-dependent; NAD+ binding.
AAGCAGAUGGGAAGAGGCAGGGGUGUGCCCUCGAGACUGAUGGCUUGUCCUGCUCUGGCCUGUGUGUCCUGAGCAUGUGCUGUACCUGUUGGACCAGUCGCACACAUUUCCACCCCACUCUGCAGCAGCAGCCUUGGUACGUGGGUGUCCCUUCAGUCUGAGCUGGAGUGUAGGAGAGCUCGUCCCCGAUGACCUGUGAAGGGGGACCCCUCUAGCAGCUUCAUGUCCCAGCCCCACCCUUCCCCACAUCCCCUCAAUCUGAAGCCUUUAACCAAACGGGAGUGGGUACAGAAAGCCUUCUCCUGGCAUCUUAGGGCAGCAGGACAAGGGCUGUCCAGUGUGUCCAGCUCUGCUGCUCUCCUGGCGCUGAGAGGUGGGCGGAGCAGAGUUGAUCAGACCCUGCCUGCCCUGCGUAGGGCUGAAGACAGGAGAUGGGGUGGGUACGCUGGGAUCUGCCGGGGUGGGCGGGGGUUGUUGAAGAUCCAGGUGGGGAGGGGCCCCACUGGAGCACUCUGGCUGACCUGGGUGGCGGCGGCCUCGCGCCCUCCCUGCCCUGUGCAGUAUUUAUUGCUAAAUUAUUGUCCAGGAGGGGCGGCACUGGGCCAGGCCCCGGGUAUUUAUUGCUGUACAUAGUGUAUGUUUGUGAUAUAUAAGGUUUUCUUUAUUUUGUAUAUGAUCAAUAAACACCUUUUAAAGAGACUGGCAGGUGCUUCCUUGGGGCGACGCAAGGGCGGGGGCGGAAGGGCGAGGUGGGCCUCGCGCGCAUGUGUCGGCGCGCGGCCUGCCGGGAGGCGGAAGCGGAAGCGCGAGUCUCCCCGGGAGAGAUGGCCGCCGGGGGUCUGAGCCGGUCGGAGCGCAAGGCGGCGGAGCGGGUCCGGAGGCUGCGGGAGGAGCAGCAGAGGGAGCGCCUCCGCCAGGUGUCGCGCAUCCUGAGGAAGGCGGCGGCCGAGCGCAGCGCGGAGGAGGGCCGGCUCCUGGCCGAGAGCGAGGACCUGGUGACCGAGCUGCAGGGCCGGAGCAGGCGGCGCGAGGGCCUGAAGCGGCGGCAGGAGGAGGUGUGCGACGACCCGGAGGAGCUGCGGAGGAAAGUCCGGGAGCUGGCUAGCGCCGUCCGCAACGCCAAGCACCUGGUCGUCUACACGGGCGCGGGGAUCAGCACGGCAGCUUCUAUCCCAGAUUACCGGGGUCCUAAUGGAGUGUGGACGCUGCUUCAGAAAGGAAGAAGCAUUAGUGCUGCUGACCUGAGUGAGGCCGAGCCGACCCUCACCCACAUGAGCAUCACCUGCUUACACGAGCAGAAGCUGGUGCAGCACGUGGUGUCUCAGAACUGUGACGGGCUCCACCUGCGGAGCGGGCUGCCUCGCACAGCCAUGUCGGAGCUCCACGGGAACAUGUAUAUCGAAGUCUGCACAGCCUGCACUCCCAACAGGGAGUAUGUGCGGGUGUUUGAUGUGACGGAGCGCACCGCCCUACACCGACACCAGACUGGCCGCACCUGCCAUAAGUGCGGGGCCCAGCUCCGGGACACCAUCGUGCACUUUGGGGAGAGGGGGACACUGGGACAGCCUCUGAAUUGGGAGGCGGCCACCCAGGCUGCCAGCAGAGCAGACACAAUCCUGUGCUUAGGCUCCAGCUUAAAGGUUCUAAAGAAGUAUCCACACCUCUGGUGCAUGACAAAGCCCCCCAGCCGGCGGCCCAAGCUCUACAUUGUGAACUUGCAGUGGACCCCGAAGGAUGACUGGGCUGCUCUGAAGCUGCACGGAAAGUGUGAUGACGUCAUGCGGCUCCUCAUGGAUGAGCUGGGCCUGGAGAUCCCCCGCUACAGCAGGUGGCAGGACCCCAUCUUCUCGCUGGCCACUCCCCUGCGUGCGGGUGAAGAAGGCAGCCACAGUCGCAAGUCGCUGUGCAGAAGUCGAGAAGAACCUGGGCCUGGGGACCGGGGUGCACCACUUAGCUCAGCCCCUGUCCUGGGCGGCUGGUUUGGCAGGGGCUGCACCAAGCGCACAAAAAGGAAGAAAGUAACGUAACCUGAUGCUUGACCGAGAACAAUGAUGGCACUUUGCAAAUGGCCGGGACUCUUGUUCAGGGGCAAGUGGCACUGUUAAGGCCAGGACUGCCCCUGGAAUUCUCUGGGGGUGACGUUUUCACCCUGACAUGUUUAGCCAUUUGUCCUUGUGGAAAGCUCCCUUGCACUGCUGUGGUUGCCCCCCCCGCAUGGGCCUAAUGAUGGAAGACACCUCGCCCAAGCAGCCUCUUCUAAAGAGGUGGCAGCCACACCCUCUGUGAAAAGAGGACUCGGGUUAUUUCACACCUGGCCAGCUAAGAGGAAGCACACGGCUGCCUUACCUCAUUCACUAGGCUAGUCUCAGGGGCCUCAACUCUAUUUCUACCACUUCUUACUAAAAAUGUUAAAUUUAUAGAAGCCGCCUUCUGUAUUGGGUAUGCUGCAAAGGAGUGGUUUUUGAGCCUUGGCUCUCAGCAGGCCUUUUUAUUGUUAUUAAACAUCUCUGCACUGUC